Molecule: messenger RNA, 1500 nt
Organism: Schizosaccharomyces japonicus yFS275
Lineage: Eukaryota; Fungi; Ascomycota; Schizosaccharomycetes; Schizosaccharomycetales; Schizosaccharomycetaceae
Product: spindle pole body protein Cut12
Exons: 2
Coding region: 1-1500 (499 amino acids)
Biological process (GO): mitotic spindle pole body insertion into the nuclear envelope; positive regulation of mitotic spindle formation (spindle phase one); negative regulation of G2/M transition of mitotic cell cycle
Cellular component (GO): mitotic spindle pole body; meiotic spindle pole body; inner plaque of mitotic spindle pole body
Molecular function (GO): signaling adaptor activity
Source: RefSeq, a predicted model, not a curated record
AUGUUGCUGUUCAUAUUCCUUCCUCGGCAAAUUCGCGCUUUCGCCGCGCUUCGCUACACAGUUUUUGGUGGUGAGUCUAUCCACGCAUUUCUUGAUACGCCAAACACACCGCCUCCAUUUGCAUGGGCGAUGAAGGCCCUGUCUAGUAAAAUUACUGGAACUGUUUCUCGGUCUUCACAGUCGCACGACGUGUUAGGAAAGAAAGGUGACGAUUCAAAUGCAAUUCUUGCAAAUUCAACGGAUAACUGGGGAAAGGACACACCAAACCAAUCUAAGAAUGUACAAAAUGGUAUACUAAAAACUCCAGGAACAGCUCAAGCCAAAAAAUCUGUAAAGUUCCGCACGGCAGAAAACGCGCCGGUUUCCUCCUGGCAAUCACUACUUACUCGUCGAUUUCAAAAGGAGCAUGACCUUUCCGGGGUGGAUAAAGCCUUUAGUCCUCGACCUUCGCGAUUGUCGCAGCUACAGGAAGACGAAACAAAGGAUGAUGAUGAUACCUUUGGUGCGUCCAUUACCCAACCAUUGUACACGAAGACGAAUGAAGUAGACAAUUUAGAUGGGCUGGUAGAAAAGGUCACAUCCCAAGAAACGAACAACGCUGAUUCCGAAAAUGCAGUUGAACCUGCUCAGUCAAAUGACUGGACAGAACUAUUAAAACGAUCUCUUCGAGAUGUGGUUAACAACAACCGUCGAAUGUCAUCCGUACUUCACGAUAUGCUUGUCGAUACUUCGCAACAGUCCAUUGUACAGCCGGACGAUGCCAUUGAGGAUCCAGAUUACACAGUCAAUUUUGACUCGCCUAAAUCAUCUUCUGGCAAGUAUUGGAAAGAGAAGUUUUCCACACUCGAGAUCAUCAAUUCCAAGCUUGAAAAAGAUUGGAACAUGCUCAACAAGAGCGUGACCGAGUCCAUCGCUGAAAAAGAUCGUGAAGUUGCUUAUUGGAAGGGCAAGUAUGAAGAGCUUCUUAAACGACAAUCGUCGAAACCGGCAGCCGUUGACACCCCAGUUGAGCAACUCACAACAAAACCAGUGCCCGAUUCGACGACCCCUUCGCAUCCUACACCUCAACCCCGAGACAUGUCAGAACUCGCUGCGCAAAUGCUAUCACACUCUGCUCGGAAACGAGCCAUGCAAAAGAAUGCUCUUAAUCUUACAGCUACAGAUUCACCACGCACUCCGUCCAGGCGUACUCCUGGGUUGCGAGAACGACUACUAAGAGCCACACAAACACCCACGCCCAUUCCUGUCACACCGACUGUCGAGACAAAAGAGAAGCGAAGUGCUGCUGCACAAGAUGAAGACGAUGUGUUUCUCGGCAAAGGUGUUAACGAUGGUACUUUCAGAAAGGGUAGUGACAUGCUGCAAAUGCCUGUGAAGGAGAGCCGCUUGGAAAAACCAAUUACUAUUGAUACUCCAGAUUCGCUUGAUCAUUUAGCAGCAGCAGCAAAACGUUUGGAAGAGCGUCGUCGUCGUUGGAAGUUACGGAAACAAGGUCUCUAA